This is a messenger RNA of Trichobilharzia regenti, 1443 nucleotides long. Lineage: Eukaryota; Metazoa; Platyhelminthes; Trematoda; Strigeidida; Schistosomatidae. The record is from the annotation of a GenBank genome assembly.
AUGGGUAUUAUGUAUACUGACAAAGGUGAUACAAAAUGUCAUUUCAUAAACGAUAACCAGCCAUCAGAAGGUAAUGAUAAACUAAAUUCUGGUGGCUAUACGACAUGUCAGUCUUCUGAUGCUUCGUCACUAGAAAUAGCAUCGACUACAACACUAAUGGCAACAGCCUCCUCCUCAUCAACAUCAUCGGCAACAGUGAUGUCUCCGUCGUGCUCAUCAACAACAUCAAAGUGUUCUAAAAUGCAGUUUACAUCAAACGAUUCAAUGUAUAAUCCUGAGGCAACAUCACAAUCAUCACAAACAUGUCACGCUGCUCAUAUCGGUCCGAAUGAUCAUGUACCUGUGUCGUCUGAUGGACAAGUUCGACUUACGUGUAAUCGGUCAGAUUGCUUUUUCUAUCAUCCACCAAAAAUGAUUAGAGACCAGAUAGUGGCUAAACGACAUGCUCAGUAUCUUCGUGAGAAAGUGAUUCGUGAUGUUUCUAAAUCUCGUAAAUCUGUGGGUCUUUUAUCUUCUGAAGACACCGUUAAAUCUAAUAUUCUACAUACUAGUAAUAAGUCAGGUGGUGAGUUGUCGACACCAACAAUAACAGCACACUUCAAUAAUUUCUUCAAUCAGUCAACAAUGCUUCACCCUUCACCAGGAACUGUUGAAAUACUGCCAACACCUACAAUGAACAACGACAUCUCGAAAACAGUUAUCCUAAAUGAUAAAAGUGACCCUUUAUGCUUCACAAAUUUUUCACAGCAACAGCAACACUACAACAAUGCUCAGCAUCAGCAAUUGCCACAAUUAUCUCAACAGGCAUAUCUUAAAUAUCUUUUGCAGUAUAACACAACAAAUCCACAGACACCAUGUUUAAUGUUGAAUAAUGAUCCUUCUUCAUUCAUAUCUAAUAUAAUACUGAAUAAUCCGUCAUUUAUUCAACAGCCAGGUUUAAACACAAAUCCAUUAUUGAACAAUUCAUGUCCAUUAGUGUCAAAUCAACCGAUAAAAUCUCAAUGUCCUGAUAUGAAUUUUUUGUGCCCAACAAAUCAAACUGAUACUGAAAAGUUAUAUAAUAUGCUGUCCUUAAAUCUCUCGCCAUUAACACAAACAGUGUAUUCACCAAGUCUGAACAUAUCAUGGAAUAAAUUACUAGACAAUCUAUUAGUAAACAAUCCCUUACUACUUACAAAUAUUUCACAAAAUGGAAUUCCAAUGAAUUCACAAGUCAACUGUUUAUCACCACAACUCAUUGAUCCUCUAUUGCCGUUUGCUGCUUAUCUACCAAAUAUACCCUAUCCGUUGAUUACAGGUUCAAUGAACAAUCAACUAUUACCACUUAUACCUCAGAACAGGGGUACAGAUGUUCUACAUACCUUAUCCAUUUCAAAUAACUUAAAUAAUUCUGCAAAUUUUCCUUCUGUUGGUUUCAUCUGCUCCCUCCUUCAUCUACUGUAA